Molecule: messenger RNA, 1221 nt
Organism: Alternaria viburni
Lineage: Eukaryota; Fungi; Ascomycota; Dothideomycetes; Pleosporales; Pleosporaceae
Exons: 7
Coding region: 1-1221 (406 amino acids)
Molecular function (GO): protein binding
Source: RefSeq, a predicted model, not a curated record
AUGUCUACUUCCUCUUCCAGUUAUGCCAACUAUCUCCCGAACGAACUGUUGCUUGAGAUCUUGGCGUACUUUGCAUCGUGGGGCGAGAUCGAGAGGCAAACCGCGCUUGCACGCUUUUCCGCUGUCAAUAGACAGUGGUAUGAUAUAGCAGUUCAACCACUAUACGAAUCACCAUAUCUAUCAGGAACCCGCAUCAAGCCCACAGCAUUGUCAAGUCUAGUAAAGUCGCUGGACUUAUCCCACAUCGUACAUCAAGGCGCCAAAUCGACAACAGCUAGAUUGCUAGGCCGAACGAGAUUAUCUCUUGAAGUCUUCGUAGCACCUCAAGCUAGCUUUGCAAUCAACUGCUGGGCUAGCCUGAGCAAAUGCACCCGGCUACGCGUUCUCGACCUGAGCCUGGUAUCCGAAUGCAUCAGUUUCCAAAGCUUAAACCAAACGAUACGGCAACUUGGGGAUCUACGCGAGCUUUACUUGCCUCGCUGUUCAUCUAGAUAUGAACCCUCCGCCACACCCGGUGGUCCCAGUAUUCGCUGGCCACCUAACCUGGAACACCUCGCUCUAUCUGGAUCGGUCUCUGGUCAAUUCCUAUGGGAUAUGCUACGACAACCGGCCAACUUCCCUCCGACUUUCUCUUCGCUGAGUAUUCACCAUAGUCCAGGUCUAGAUCAGCAAGGUAUCAGACCCCUACUUGACAGCCUAUCUGCAUCGCUUACGGUCGUCGAACUCCGCGAUCUACCAGCCGUCAAACAAGGCCGAUUGAACAGUGUACUAGACUGGCUACCAAACCUCGUCUCUCUAACCAUAGCACUAGACUACAUCGACAGUCGAUUCGGAAACAUGCCACCAGAUUUCUCACCAGCCCGAUGGCAAGAAGCCAAGCCACUAUACAAACUGACUCUCCUCGCUUGUGGACGGACGGGUGAUCCCUCACGUAGUUUCACGAUGACUGAUCUCUUCACCUUAAUAGACGAACGGUAUCUAGGCCGUUUGCGCUAUCUAAACAUAGGACAUAGCACGGAGUGGCAAAUUGAGGAUGAAGUGCUGGGCGCACUCGAGUCCAGUGUAUAUGAGCAGGACAAGGAGAGUUGGUUGGGCCGCAGAUGGCACUACGAAGACGUGGAUUUCACGGAUACGAGGGGUUUGGAAUACGAGCAAUGGAUCACAGACAUGGCGAUUGGGAGGGAAAUGAGACCUCGGUUUCGGCUUUUGAGGAAUCGAUAG